UUCAUGGUGGCUGUUUUUGCAUAGGGUUGAAUAGGAAAUUUGACAUGGCUGAUACAGAGAAACCUGGCUUAGUACCGGAACCGGCGAAAGCCAUGAAAGUAUUUUCAUCUGACCGGUCUAUUAGAAAAGGGAUCACUUGCUCUAAUUACCAGCAUUGUGUAUCUGUUUGUAAGGAGAAAUUUGAGAUUGAGGAAGAAGUCACUCUGGUUUUGGAAGAGGAUGGAACAGAAGUUGACAGCCAAAGUUACUGGGCUUCAUUAAACCCACAAACUGUCCUGAUGGUACUCCGACCAGGAGUUGUGUGGCAGCCACUCAGACCUACCCCUUGUACUGGUACUGGCCAUGAUGAUACUGGAGCAGGUAGCUCAUCGGGUGGUGCCUAUAGUAUUGAUAACAACACUGGUCCAAAAGCUGAUGUAAUGGGACUCCUGCAGAAAAUCAGAGAGAAGAAAAGAAAAAGUCAACUUCAGCAGUCAUUAGGAAAGAAGAAAAAACUAUCUACUUCCUCAAUCCAAGUUGGCUGGAUGCAUUUUCUCUAUGGGGAACGUCGCUAUGCCCAGGUAAAAAGCAGUAGGGGUUCCACAACUGGAGGAACAGGAACAUUAUCACUUCCAUCAGAUAGUACUUAUGGCCUUACACUGAACCGGUUAGAGGAGAGGUAUUUUCCAAAUGGCCAGAAUUCCAAGGGGAAAAUCAGGAAAAUGGAAACAAAACUUGGCACCAGCAAAGGAGAGGUGAUCCCAGAAACAAGCUUCCCUCUUGAUAACUACUUGACAAAUGUUGUGUGUACACAAAAACCACGCAUAUAUUUGCUAACAAAGGAAAAGAGUUUGUUCUUUGACAUUGAGGGCCUCGAGACUGGAUCAUCGGAUUCUGAUGGAUUUGAUUUGCCUGAUCCAUUUGUGGAAUACAGUCAUGUAGCUACGUCGACCUCGCCAAAUGUCUUCACUAUGGGCAACGUAACUACACCAGCAUCACAAGUACCGGUAACCCCAACCACAACAAUGCCUGUCGUGACACCACCAGUAAGGCCCAUCACAACAAUUUUAACUCCUAUCUCUACAAUGUCGGCCAUACCAGCCCCAACAACACCAGUAAAUGUACAGACACCAGCAUCAACCCUAUGGGUCAAUGCUGGGACACCAACAGUCUCAAUGAGACUUCCAACAGAUGGAGAUUGUGGAAUAUGCACCGAUAGACUACGGAGUGCCUUCUUGGUGCCAUGUGGGCACACGUUCUGCAUCUGGAAUCAACCAGCAGUGAAAUAA
This is a messenger RNA of Mizuhopecten yessoensis (Yesso scallop), 1268 nucleotides long. RefSeq lists its product as uncharacterized. Gene Ontology annotation, biological process: apoptotic process; regulation of apoptotic process. Lineage: Eukaryota; Metazoa; Mollusca; Bivalvia; Pectinida; Pectinidae. The coding region runs from base 45 to 1268 and encodes 407 amino acids. The transcript is spliced from 10 exons. The record is from RefSeq and is a predicted model, not a curated record.